Rotaria socialis is the source of this 1386-nucleotide messenger RNA. NCBI's taxonomy places the organism in Eukaryota, Metazoa, Rotifera, Eurotatoria, Philodinida, Philodinidae. The record is from the annotation of a GenBank genome assembly.
AUGUCCGCUAGUAACUACGACGGGAAAUCCAAGUUUACAUGUAAAUGCGGCCGCCAGUAUGACAAUGAAAUAGCUUUAGAUCAACAUAAGGCAACGAGCUGUGAAAAUCAAGAUCUUUCUUGUCCAUUAUGUGAGGAAUCUUUAUCAAGCUCAAUUGAUAUGCGUAUACAUUUGUUUCGAUGCGGUGCCAAGACUGAGAAGUGUCCCGUAUGUCAAAAAUAUAUCCACAGAGCAAUCUACAACUUUCAUGUUGAGAAUAAUUGCAUCGAUUUGGAUGAAGAUGAACCAAAUGGAAGUAAUGUCAACACAGAAUAUGAUCCACUCAAUAGGACCGAUAGAACACAAAUUGAAUCCCGUAAUGAACCAUCAGAUAAUAUAACUCCAUUUUUUGAACGAUUAGAAUUAAAUUUUAAUGAAGAAUUAGUGAACACUACACCGCAGCAGGCAAUGCACAAUAGAGUAAAUGCGGUUUCAUAUUUGCAUGGGAAAGCUUCUCAAAUACAGGAAAGUUUGUCUCGAGAAUACUAUCCAAUCGAGGUGAAUCAUGUUGCCGAAAAACUUGAAUUUAAUAUUAUUCUUAUUGGGUCGCCACGUGUUGGUAAAAGUGAAUUUAUUAAUGCAAUAUGUAACGGCGAGAAGAAAGCUGAAACAAGUCCUAGUUUGAAUUCUUGCACUAAAGAAGUGACAUGUUACUUUUUGGAAGAUAAUCAAGAACGAAUGCCUGGUAUAAAACCAUUUCGGAUUAAUUUUUACGACACACCAGGUAUUGAAUCGUGGACUAAGCAAGAUGGAAAAGCAACGAUGUUGAAAUUUAUUGAGGACAAAGAUCCAAUUUGUGUUAUUUAUUGUGCUGCACCGGGAUCAUUCGCUGAUUUGCCACAAGUUCGUCCCGUAUUAGAAUUUUGUCAAAAGAAAAAUAUCUUCUGGGCUUUCGUUUGCACAAAUAUGUGGUCGAGUGUUCAUCGUAAAGAAGUCAUUGAAGAGUUUGAAAAGGAAUUAGCUAUUUUUGGCGUUGGAAUCGAAAAAUCGUUUGAUCAAUCACAUUCUCCUAUUCCUCACAAAGUAACAGUGUUUGGUAGAAGUGCACUUUGUACAAUGGUGAAUUCAAUCGAAUACUACGAUCCUGAAUAUUCACCAGAGAGAAAAACAGUGCAAGGUAUUGAUGAACUCAUUCAUUGUAUAAUGGAAGCACUCGAUGAUGAAAAACUACUUGGUUGGUGUAAUGCUGUUCUAUACCGACGCAGUUUUUGGGAAAAGUUGGGUCAAAACUUGAAUGGUUUCUUUUCGAUUCGGAUUAAAGAUAUACAAAAUAUGCAUCAUGAAUCGACCGAAUCGAUGACAUCAGUAAUUAUGAAAUAUAUUUAUUCCAUUGUACGAAAACGUUGA